CAGAUGGUACACUUCCCCUCUGUAUUCAGUGGCACCUCACCCCCCCCACCCCCCUCCCCCCUUUCAGCAAAAACCAAAUCUCCGAUAAAGUAAUGGCAAAACCACUUGGACUAUAAAAGACAACAAAUCAUAUUCCUCCGGAGUGUAUACACCCCGUUGUCCACCCAAUGAGUUCCUAUUUUGUUAACUCAACUUUUCCCGUGUCUCUACCGGGAGGACAGGACUCUCUCCUGGGUCAGAUACCGCUAUAUUCCUCGGGAUACACGGAUCCGUUAAGACACUAUUCCAACGCGGCCACAUAUGGAGCAGCCAACAUGCAGGAGAAGGUUUACCCGGCGUCCUACUACCAGCAGACGGGCGCAGCGGCCGCGGCCAUCUACGGCCGGGCCGGCGGCGGAGCCGCCUGCGACUACAACCCGGUCGGGACUUUCUACAAGGACGCGGAGGGCUCGUGCGCUUUCUCGAGCCGCGAGGAGCAGCCGCUGUUUGUCACUCAGGAGCAUCAGCAGCGCAAGGCGGAGUGCCCCGAGCAGGCGGUCAGCAUGAGCAGCAGCAUCGACGACAAGUCGUCCACUCUCAUCUACCCGUGGAUGCAGAGGAUGAACGCCUGCUCCGCCGAUACACCACUACAGAUUUUGAGUGCAAUUUCAGGUCCAUUCGGCAGCAGUGGCCGCAGGGGCCGGCAGACCUACACCCGCUACCAGACUCUGGAGCUGGAGAAGGAGUUCCACUUCAACCGCUACCUGACCCGCAGGCGCCGGAUAGAGAUCUCCCACGCCCUGUGUCUGACGGAGAGACAGAUCAAAAUCUGGUUUCAGAACCGCAGGAUGAAGUGGAAAAAGGAGAACAAACUCCUCAAUCCGUCGAAGACGCCGGAGGAGGAGGAGGAACCGGCGGAGAAAAAGAGCUAGGAGGACACUUGAACCGAGAGGCGCGUGUGCGCGUGUCUGUGUGCACGCACCCAAAAUAAAAUGAUGUAUUAUUUCUUUGUAGAUAAAGUGCUGCAAAUCACAUGUUAGAGACGUGUAGAGUGCUAGACUUUAACUGAGUAUAUCUGCACGGUAACAAUGUCCGCAUUAGGUUAAAAUCAGGUCCUCCUCUGUUUGUCCUUGUGCUCGUGUGGUUAUUUAGGGGACUAUGCAAAAAUCCGCCAAAAUGUAAAUAGUUUCCAGUGUUUUUCCGUUUUUGACAAUGUUGUUACCUCAUUAUCCUAGGCCCUACUGAGUUGUAUCAUCAUUCUUCUUCUUAUUAUUAUUAUUGUUGUUGUUGUUGUUCUUGUUUUCCUCAUGACAUUACCGGAGGCUCGGUCCUUCGACUGUACAUCUUGUGGUGUGGCUAGUGGCGCUAUGGUAGUCUAGGCUCGUUGUUCGCAGCUGUGCCAUCAACGGUCGAAUUUGUACAGAUGAGAAAAUGUGACAUGUUAUUUAUUGUUGUUCACCUGUGUUCAAUGCACAUCUGGAUAUUGUGUGCAAUAUUUUGUUAGGAAAAUUGUACAUAGAAAUAAAGGCUUUUUGAUGUA
Messenger RNA from Xiphias gladius (swordfish), 1519 nucleotides. It is a transcript of the gene hoxb6b, whose product is annotated as homeobox B6b. The coding region runs from base 168 to 911 and encodes 247 amino acids. The transcript is spliced from 3 exons. Gene Ontology annotation, biological process: anterior/posterior pattern specification; regulation of transcription by RNA polymerase II. Gene Ontology annotation, cellular component: nucleus. The record is from RefSeq and is a predicted model, not a curated record. Gene Ontology annotation, molecular function: RNA polymerase II cis-regulatory region sequence-specific DNA binding; DNA-binding transcription factor activity, RNA polymerase II-specific. Lineage: Eukaryota; Metazoa; Chordata; Actinopteri; Istiophoriformes; Xiphiidae.